Orbicella faveolata is the source of this 1651-nucleotide messenger RNA. RefSeq names its product beta-sarcoglycan-like. Gene Ontology annotation, biological process: muscle organ development. Gene Ontology annotation, cellular component: sarcolemma; sarcoglycan complex. NCBI's taxonomy places the organism in Eukaryota, Metazoa, Cnidaria, Anthozoa, Scleractinia, Merulinidae. The record is from RefSeq and is a predicted model, not a curated record.
UCUGUUAAAACUUUUCCAGUGCAUGUCGGAGCAGAUUUGACAGAGAUCCAGGCUAAGCAUGGCUUUAGAUUUGUGGAUCCAUAUGUAAAGAAGACUAUUCUCAACUUGAAUGGAAGUGUGUGGCAUGUCAAUCCAGAAACGAUCAGCGCUUUCACAGUUGCUGGGGAUUCGCUAGUUACUCACCGAGUUGUAAGCAAUGAAGAUCAGAAUUUGACGGUGACCUCUGAGAAAACCAUUUCAGUGGAGGGACAUGAGGGCUUGCACUUUGAUGGAAAAAUGUUUUACUUUGAUGCUGAUGAAGGUGUGGACAUUUCGUCAAGCUUGAACAAAGAAAUCGUUUUUGAUGCAGCAAAGGGAGUUUAUUUUGACGGUGAUGCCCUUGCCACACCCACUGGAGCCCCAGUCGCCUCCUCUAAUCGGUUCAAGUUGUGUGCCUGUUUGAACACUGGAAAGCUUUUCCGUGUAGCUGUCAACUCAAGUUUCUCAACCUGUACAACUGUUGAGACUUUUUGUUAAUCAAGUACCAGUGAGAUGAGAUUAGUUUUAAUAGAACAUGGCUAAAGUUUAGGCUUAAUAAGAGUAACUCAAUUUGCCACUUUACAAAUGAGACGAAAUCUGGGGUAAGCCUUAUCUUGCAAUCCCUUGUGGUACCUUUACUAGGGACAAUAUGGCUUCUCAUCUUUUGUUUUGUUCCCAUCAACACAAGCGACUAGGAGAUUAGACUAGCCCCACAGAUUUCUUCUUGUUUCUAAAGUGGUAAAUUGGCAGACAGACUAGUGUAGUCUAGCAAUGGUGAGGUAUUACAUUCACAGAACACAAAAGACCUGGAAAAACAUACUCCUUGGUCGGUUAGGUUCAAAAUUCACAGUUAAAUUCCCGUUACUGUGCUUGCUACACAAGCUAGAUUGUCCAGAAGUAAGGUUCAAAGAAACUUUUUAUACUAAGUUAAACAUUUCAAGCACGAUACACUUGUUAAAAGGUUUUCUUUAUUUUAUGAUGUUGCUUUUUUGGGGUCAUAUGCUAAUAGGACAUAAUUGGAUGGAGGGCUAGUCCUUUGCUAGCCCAAUGAUCCCGUCAAAAGUUAACAGAGUCUAUCGAAAGGAACGGUCAAAUGAAUUGGUUAUAAGUUUAACUCUGUAUUUAUCAUUUGUUUAACUUGCACCUCUGAAUUUUAUAUUAGUUGCCAUCUCUUUUCUAAGCACAGUGUGUUUUAUACUUUUAUAGCAAAGUUGUACAGUUUUCUUACAAGUUUUAAGUUAUUUGCACCAUUUUUACGUGAUGGAUUUUGAAAAGGUUCUGGUAAAAAUGUAAUUUGGGAACAGAAGAGUUGUCUUGCAACAUGCAGUGUUGUUUUAGUUUGCUGGGAGGGGUUAAGGGAAGCCUCUAAACCUAUCCUAGGUUAUUUCUCUCGUUUUUAACUAUUUCGAGAAUAUAUAUUUUUGUGGAUAACUGGCUUACUAAGCCGAAUGUUCUCUUUUAGAUGUUAUGCUGUAGGGAAUGCAGAGAACGGCCUUGCAGGCUGCGUCUUUUGAACACCCUUGUAAUAGUGUAAUCAUAACUCGACUCAGUGGUUUAAACAUGGUUGCCACAGGUCAAGAAAUGGUCUGGGAAAAAAAAUUCUUCAAAGUCAGGGAAAAGUCAGGGAAUUUAA